Danio aesculapii is the source of this 2520-nucleotide messenger RNA. RefSeq names its product adrenoceptor beta 3b (gene adrb3b). Bases 512 to 1729 code for a protein of 405 amino acids. Gene Ontology annotation, biological process: norepinephrine-epinephrine-mediated vasodilation involved in regulation of systemic arterial blood pressure; adenylate cyclase-activating adrenergic receptor signaling pathway. Gene Ontology annotation, cellular component: membrane. The record is from RefSeq and is a predicted model, not a curated record. Lineage: Eukaryota; Metazoa; Chordata; Actinopteri; Cypriniformes; Danionidae. The transcript has 3 exons. Gene Ontology annotation, molecular function: norepinephrine binding; epinephrine binding; beta3-adrenergic receptor activity.
CAUAACAGGAAGCAAGCAACAUUCAAGAACAAAGACUAAAUUGGGUAACGUCAAUGUACUUGGCUGAUAUAUAGAAUUGAGAAACACAGGACUGAACAAAAGUGGCCUUAUUAUUCAGGGAACAUCUCUUAAACACGUUUGCAUGCCAAGGUUACAUUUUUAAUGUGCGAUCACUAGCGAUUGAUGUGUAAAGACCAAAAGUGCUACCACAGGAAGUUGACAAUAAGGUGCCCGCCGCAGACCACACGUCCUGCAUCCUUCUGAACACUGUGUUCACACAGAGAUUGAGGCGUGGGAAGGUACAAAGAACAAGAGCGCACGAUAAUGGAUGAUAAGAGUUUGGAAGAACUUCUCAACAAGCCUGAAUUAUUGAGGAUGAUGAUUUGAGUGAGGAAGAUCCAAUCUGGGACAUUAUCCAAGCAUGUAAAGGACUACAGAAGUCUUGAGUAGCAUUUUGGGACUGACCAAUCCAGUGUCCGUUUCUCCUGAUCACUGAAAGCUUCCGCUGAGGAUGAGCGCCAACACCACCACCCUGAUUCCUGAAGAUGUAAAGCCCCUGCUGGUUCUUUCUCUGGCGUUGGUCAUCUUCUUGACGGUGAUUGGAAACCUGCUGGUCAUCCUGGCGAUCGUUCGUACCCCUUUCCUCCACACCACCACCAAUGUCUUCAUCAUCUCUAUGGCAUUCGCUGAUCUCAUUAUGGGCUGUGUGGUCCAGCCUUUAGGACUCAGUAUGGUGGUGGCUGGGAAAUGGGUUUUGGGGAACCCUAUGUGCGACCUGUGGACGUCUUUAGACGUGUUCUGCGUCACCGCCAGCAUCGAGACGUUGUGCGCCAUCGCUGUUGAGCGCUACAUUGCGAUUACCAGACCUCUGGAGCAUCAGGUACUGUUGGGAAAACGCAGAGCCGGCUACAUCGUAUGCAUGGUGUGGAUUGUGUCAUCGUUAGUUUCCUUCGUGCCAAUACUGAACCAUAAUUCUCGUGCAAAUUAUUUAGCAGCAAAUGACUGCUACAACAACUCGGAGUGCUGCGAUUUCCAUACUAACCAGCACUACGCCAUCUUCUCCUCUGUGAUUUCCUUCUACGUGCCGCUUGUUGUUAUGGUGUUUCUGUAUGGGAAGGUGUUUGCCAUUGCAAACAAACAGUUGAAACUCAUCGGUAAAGACAGACUUCGUUUUCUGAGCUCUUGCAAUGAAGACUCUUGUGAAAAUCCUGAAAGUUCAGUUCGAAGUUACAGUCGGAGAACAACAAGGCAUGUUGUAAAAGAACACAAGGCGCUCAAGACUCUAGGGAUCAUCAUGGGCAUCUUCAGUCUCUGUUGGCUGCCCUUCUUCAUCUUCAAUAUCAUCAAAAGUUUUAAUCCUGAAGUGCCAACACAGCUUGUGUUUCUCCUGUUGAACUGGCUGGGUUACGCCAACUCAGGCCUGAACCCAAUCAUCUACUGCCACAGUCCUGAGUACCGCAAGGCUUUCUUUAAUCUCUUAGGGUGUAAAAAACCCAAGCAUUUUAACCAAACCACCAUGAACAAACAUCUACAAAGCCUCACCUCGUGCAUCCAGAGCAACAGUUCUGUAAGAAUGAACUGCAUGGGUCACAAAGAUCCAAUUGCACGGGGCGGGAACACUUGCUCUGACACGAGUUCAGUUUUAAAAGGAGAAGAGGUAGAAAUUCAGCCUCACAAUGACUCAAACAUGACAAGGAUCAAUGUAGCAGAGAUGUUGAAGGGCCACUGAAGAUGGGAAACGGAUCCAACGCUCAAGAGAAUUAACCGUAAUGUCGUGCUUUUCAAGCGGACCCUGACUGCAUUUCAUGCAAAGGCAAAAUGGACAGCUUUUAAAGUAAAGAGCAGCGAAGUGGGAAAGUGAUAUCGAGAACAAACCGUGACGAAAAUGAUCAUGCACUGACUCAUUCUUGAACUUUACCCAGAAUGGAAACUGAAGUCUUAAAAUUGCAUCUUUUCGCCUCACAAACCAUCAAAAAAAACAUACAUUUGUUGUGCGGAGAAGGCGUUUUCUCUCAGAGAUUAAUUUAAAUGCAUGCAUGGUGCAAAACAAGAGUAAAAAUUCCCUGUUAUGAUCAGAUAAAUUUCAGAAUCACUUGCUCAUUUGCUAGAGACAUUAAUAGGACUAUAUUUAUGCACAUUCAUAGCAGUGGUGUUUGUACAGCUGCCCUUGAGCCAAGGGGAUAUUUUGGAUGUUUUUCUUCAUCGAUGCAAAUUAAAAGUGAAAGGAUUUAAACAGUGUACUGAAAUAACAUUUCCAACCUCAAUGGAAAAACAUUCCCAUAAAGUAUAAAGAGGCCAUAUUGUGCUUUGUUAUGUUUUCCUCUCUUUUUCUGUAGUUGUAUCUGUUUGUGCAUGUAUUAUAUCUGCAACGUUUCAAAGCUCGUCUCCCACAAAGGGAUUUAUUCAAUCUAAUGAACAACAGACUCCAGAGACGUGCCUAAAACAGAUCCUUCCCAUCAAGAUACAACUUGCACAAACAUCGAUGCCAAAAUUUGAGGUAAUAGCAUGAGGUGAACAAAA